Messenger RNA from Nothobranchius furzeri (turquoise killifish), 7855 nucleotides. RefSeq names its product plexin domain containing 2b (gene plxdc2b). The record is from RefSeq and is a predicted model, not a curated record. Lineage: Eukaryota; Metazoa; Chordata; Actinopteri; Cyprinodontiformes; Nothobranchiidae.
AUUUAUAACCUAUAGGGCAUGUUGUGAUCUGUGGGAGAAACCGGAGUACCCGGAGGAAACCCACGCAUGCAUGGGGAGAACACGCAACUCCAUGCAGAAAGGCCGCAGCCGAGCCGAGUUUCGAACCUGCAACCGUCGUGCUGCGAGGCAACAGUGCUAACCACUGCGCCACCAUGCAGCCCAAUUAAUGAACACUGAUAUGUGUAAUUCUGCUGCCCUCUAACUUUAAUCUGUUCAUGUAGUCAUUUUAAAUUGUGAACUCUUUAUAGCUUUUCCCAGUCUUUCCAAUCAAGCUGUUUUGAUUUAGCAGGCAUAUAACUGAGAAAUAUACACUUUUUUGCAGUGUGUCGUGUAGGUUUGCUUAAAUUGUUAGAAUUUUGAUCAAUUAAAUAAAUCUAUAUUUUGAUCUUUAACAAAGAUAUAGCACUGAAUAUUGAACAAUAUAUCCCUGAAAUGACAUAAAAGCAUAUUACAUUUUAUAUUGUAUCAGAAAUUGCAAUAACAGUUGAGGUAGUGUAUGUAAUUCUAACCCAGGGAAUGUCUUAACUUCCUCACAAUUCACAACCAGUUGGUUUUAUUUGAACCGUGGGAAAUGGCAGGUCAGUCGGGGUCUGCUUGUUUUCAACUCAGAAAACAUAAGAGUCCAAAGAGGUUCAUAAAGGUGGAGGGGUGAGAGCCUCCUUGAUGCUGAUGGAUUACAAGGCAGGAUAAGGAGGAUAGGUCUAAAAGGCCCUGCCUGACCUCAGACGGGGUCCUCAGCUUAGAUGGAAAAUGGGGGGAAAAAAACACAAUAAAACACCUGGCCUUUGGUCAAAGUCUACCUGUGUGACAAGUCAGACUGUAUGCACACACUCGGAACAAACCAAAGGAAAUCAAUCUUCAGUAGAGGAGGCUGUGCCUAGCUAGAUAUGUGACAUUUAUUAGACACCUACAUAGAGUAAGUCACAAAUCGAUUUAAGUGUGACACAAAUGUUGAGGUGAUUCAUUAUUCUAAAUGGUCCACAAUGAUCAUUUUGUUUUAAGUCAGCCUAAUUUAUCUUAAAAGCAUUAAAGCUGUGGUCUGUAGCAUGGCGCCAUCAAGGCAAAGAAGAUUUAGAAAUUUAAACAGUUAUAAAUCCGACCCUGCCUGGCAUCACUCUGUAGUGCAUGCUGGGGACCGGGGCACAUUCUCACUGACUGACAGCUCCCACUUAACUUUUGGUCAACACUCAAUUUGCUAUAGAGGCCAGGGGAGGGCCUUAGGAGAAAUAUAAACAACCUACUUUACAAGAUGUAACAAAGUCAGAUAGUCAAAUUUAAGUAUUUUAAAGGUGCAUGAUGUACGAAUGAAGUAAGACUGACAUCUUGUGGUCAAAUUUGGGUACUGCAGUCCAUUUUCAAAAUGAACAAGUGACUUUCUCACUUCUGUUCCAUUUUUUGUAAAAUUUAUUUAACAUUUAUUUAUCCAGGAAAAAAGUCCCAUUGAGAUUUAAAACCUCAUUUUCAAGGGAGUCCUGCAUGAGUUUCAUGACUGUUGCCAGUUACGGAUCCUCGUCAGAAGACUCGACGAGCGAAGACGAGUCAUGCACAGUAAGAUGACAAGUAGAUAAAUACAUUUCACUGUAAUAUCAAGUGAUAAUUGUAAAAGUAACUUGAGAUAUUUUUAUUGAAUAUUUGCUUUGAUUUCAUCAUUAGCAAACAUUGGCAUCUAGUUUUCUUCACCCAAUAUUAGAGUAAAACAAGAAAAGUGUGGGUUCUUAGGGGUAUAACUUCUGGUCUGCUCCUCGUACUGAUUAAUAUACUGUCUACAACCUUGGAGCUUUUUGCCGACUAGUCUUGUAUUACAAAUGCUGAUGCAGACUUGGCAACCCAGCGGACUUUUUUAAAAGGAGAAUAACUGGCCUCCGCCUAUUCGGCUGAAAAAGAAAUCUUUUUAAAUGUCACCUUCCUUCCAACAUGAUGGAGACAUUAGGCUGAUUUGUGAUUAUUUUGUACCUUUAAGUGACUUUUAAAACAUAAACCACACACCCCAGCUAUAACUGACAAAGCAUGUUGCUCAGGUUAGCUAGUAGUGACAAAUUGUAAGGGGGUGUACAGAAUGUCUCAAAAAUAUUUGCAAGGAAUCUUAAAUCCUCAAUAAUUCACUUGGUCUUUUCCUGUGUUGCUAGAACUUUUAACAUGUUUCUAAAUACCUGUGCAACAAUGUUGUUCUUAUAAUAUAGAUUUAUUGUGUGGGUGUGUCAGUUUGAACACUUCUCAAUUUAGUUUGCACGAAACUAAAGGCAAGAGGUGGGAGACAGCUUUGGGAGGAGUAGGCAAUACAAUUGCAAAACAGUCACAUUUUUAUUCAGAUUCAUCGUGUGCACAAACUGAUUUGGUUAAAAAAAAGACUUGCAAAAGUGUACUUAAAUGUGAUUCCAUCUAUGGUUUUGCUUGAGUUCUUGCAAUUGAAUCUCCAACAUGUUGCCAAGUGAGAAACCUGCCUGAAACAUGAACAUUUCCGAUCUGGUGCCCCUCAGUUACGACUUUGGAACACACAUGCUGUGUAUAGUUAGCAUUUUUACUCCAAAUAACUAAAAAUAGCCAAAGUUAAUGGGAACCAGGGUAUUAAGGGAGCAGAUUUAGUCCAUUUCUGUGAUUGUGUAAACUUUGUACAAACUCUAGAUGUGGAUUUCAAGCCAACAUUUGUUAUUUGAGUUAAAUAUUUACAUCCUUUAUGUCAAGCCAGGCUUGGACUUUUUCAGACUAGGAACCAUGUUCAGCAGUAGGGGUUCCACAGGGACAAUAAAGGUGGUACACCUCUAAUGUGUAAUUUUACCAGAGAGCAUGGUGUUCUGAGUCAGCCGUUCAGUAACUUCAGAACUAAAUACAUCUACCAAAAUCAGAGAGGCAGCCGGGGUCUUCUAUUCAACCAUGCAAACACAAGCUACAGAUGAGGGCGCUGCAGUGGACAUGAAGCUGUACAGUCACCGGUGGAGGAGAUGGCUUCCUCCAAAGCCGCGGAACAUGGACAGCAACAGGGCCAGUCAGGAGCAGGAUCAGGAUCCUGAUGCAGAACUGGAUGAGCCCAAUGGUUUCCCUGGACUGCUAUCUACAGAGGAAACUGACAACAGCUCCCAGAUAGAGGAGGACAUGGACCACAACUACUACACAUCGAAAACAUACGCCCCCUCAGAUCCCAUGAGCAAAGACCUGUGGGUAAAUAUUGACCUGAUGGAGAAGGACAAAGUGAAGAUCCACGGGAUAUUGUCCAACACACACAGACAAGCGGCGAGAGUUAAUCUGUCCUUCGAUUUCCCUUUUUAUGGACAUCUCCUGCGUGAAAUCACCGUGGCGACUGGCGGUUUCAUUUACACUGGCGAUGUUGUUCACCGUAUGCUCACAGCUACACAGUACAUUGCCCCUCUCAUGGCCAACUUUGAUCCAAGUGUCUCAAGAAACUCCACCGUCAUCUAUUUUGACAAUGGUACAGCUCUGGUAGUGCAAUGGGACCACGUCCACCUGCAGGACAACUACAACUUGGGAAGCUUCACCUUUCAGGCCACGCUGCACAACACAGGCCGGAUUAUCUUUGCAUACAAAGAGAUUCCCACUGAGAUAUCACAGAUCAGUUUUGUCAACCACCCGGUGAAAGUGGGCCUGUCCGAUGCUUUUGUAGUGGUCCACAAAAUCCAGCAAAUUCCCAACGUGAGGCGAAGGACGAUCUACGAGUACCACCGUGUGGAGCUCACAAAGACAAGAAUCACCAACUCUACAGCUGUGGAAAUCACACCUUUACCCACCUGUCUCCAGUUCACCAGCUGUAGUGAUUGCAUCUCCUCACAGAUUAACUUCAACUGCAGCUGGUGUCAUCGACUCAACAGAUGUUCCAGUGGCUUUGACCGCCUUCGUCAGGACUGGGUGGAUAACAACUGUCCAGACGAGACCAAAGACAAACUGUGUGAUAUUGUUGAUUCUACACAUCUCUACCCCUUCGGCACCCCUAUCGCUUCCAAAACAACUCAGAGGAGUAAAGAUGCCUUCGGAGGAAGGGAUGUUCCCUCCACCUCUCAGCCUCCCACCAGUGCCCCCACUGAGGAUGACACCAAGAUUGCGCUUCAUCUCAGAGACAACCAGGCGAUGCCAGCUGACAGUGCCGUCAACAGGGUGCCAGGCACACACUUUCUGCACACUGGUCUGAUCCUGGGCAUCCUGCUGGUGAUGCUCGUCAUGAUUGCCGGCGUGCUGAUCACCGUCUACGUGUACCAUCACCCAACAUCUGCAGCCAGCCUCUUUCUCAUCGAGAGACGCCCGAGCAGAUGGCCGGCCAUGAAGUUUCGCCGCGGGUCGGGUCACCCAGCCUACGCGGAGGUGGAGCCGGUUGGCCAGGAGAAGGAGAAGGAGGUCUUCAUUGUGUCUGAGCAGUGCUGAGUGCUUCAUGCCCACACCCCCCACCCCACCGCGUGAACCCUCCUGCUCAACGGGGACGUCUCACUUUUCACCUUUGUUAAAACCGGAUUUGGCCUGUUUAUGCAGACGCUAACCAGCUCCUGGUGUAGAAGAGCUGAGCUGCUGGGGGUCAAGGGUUAAGAGCGCUGAUGUCACUGAAUCAUCUGGCUUUGACACACCUCCCCAUGGAGGGACAGGACUGACUGCCUUCACUGGUUGUUUGUGUCUAGACAAGGACAUAUACAACAUAUAUUUUCAGAACCGAUACCUGAACAGAGAUUUCCACAUGCAGGUUUUUGGGGUUAGAUAGCAUAAGCCUUUGUAUAUCCAUCAGGGUUGUUUUUAUUUUAUUCCAGGAUGGAGUUUUUGUUUGGUUUUGUUUUUGGAGAGUUGGUGUUGGCACAUGCAUCUGUACAGAUAAUGCUGUUCAAUACUGUAGCAGGCGUAAUUGACUUUUCCACAGCUCACUCUGUGCAUGCAGGCUGCAGCUGUGUGGCGUGACGUGCAGUCGCUUUAAUCAAUCACAGCUCAGAAAAAAACAGCAUUCAAUAUUGAUUUAAGUUUCUUUCAAUGAAGUGUUUGAUUUAAUGUUGUUAUUUGCCUUUAUAGGUGAUGGGAACACUACACUUUUUGUUUUUUUUACUGUGGUGCCAUUUUGUUCCUUAUUAGACUUUGCACAGGUUUUUUGGAUGCACAUUUCCUCCCUUCCCCGAAUCGUGUUCAGGCACUGUUGCAAAUUUACAAGACAGGCGCUUGUGUGUGAAUUUAUUUUUUCUGAAGUGUAAAUGAUUCAUGUGUGUGAAUGCAGAAGAGCAGUUAACAGUAGUGAAUGGCUUUAUGGGUGAUUGUUUGAGCUGGCUCUGCACAGUUGACUCCUAAAGAUUACAUGUUAAAAAAUAUGGAACCUAAUAAGUGACAAGUAGAGAGUUACAGAGAUCAAGGAAAUCUUUCAGUGCACAGAUUUGUAUAAUUUUUUUAGAACAUUAAUUGUUGGAUUUGUUGAAUUUAUGUAAAGCAGGACAAAUCUGUUUCUCUCAGGAUCAAUUAAAACAAUCCAUUCUCCUGAUACAAAAAAGCAUUAUGUAAAACAAAAAUUCAGGAGGAUUUAUAACGUAAAAAUAUUAGAAUAAUUAAUUUUAAAGUGUGCUUAAAUUAAACUAUUUGUUGUUUUGAAAUACAGUCUGUCUCUAGGGAUGCACCGAUCAGGUUUUUUGCUGCCGAUCACCGAUACCGAUAUCAAAGAAUGCUGAUCACCGAUACCGAUCACGUGGAUUGGCCAGAAAUUUUCUACAACAUUAUAAUGAGUGCUACAAACUACAUAAUCUGGGAAUAAAGGAAAUGAAACCUAAUCUAAAAUGGUCUGUAUUAGGGUUGUCACGGUGUGAAAAUUUAACCUCACGGUUAUUGUGACCAAAAUUGCCACGGUUUUCGGUAUUAUCGCGGUAUUUUUCUUAAACGUGCUACAUUUUCACACAAUUAAAUAAACCCUGUAUGUCAGGAAAUAUUGUGCUCAGUUUGUGUCUAAAUUUUGCCUAAAAUGUGUUAUUUUGUAAUUAUGUUGUUUAUUUGUUUACAUUUUUCCCUUUAGUCUUUAAAAUACCAAUAUUUGCCCAUAACUUCUUAUUUUAUGUCUGUUUGAUGUCAUAAUUUUAAAAAUAUUAGAUCAGAUGAUACUCAGUACUCAAGUAGCCUUCUAAUCAGAUACUUUUUUACCCUUACUUGAGUAAUAAACCCUAUAUCAGGAAAAUAUUGUCCUUGGUUUGUGUCCUUCCAGUGAGCUUUGCAGAUUUGGGAAAAUGUCAUCAGGCAGUAAUCAUUGUUAAAUUCAUAAUUAUUCUCGGAGAGAGACCAACUCUUAUCUGCCCCUGGGAGCCCCGUAAUGCAUAGCGUCAUUUCAACAUGGCGGUGUCCGCGACACGGUUUAUAUGCAGGUAGCGGCGCUGCGGCUGAAUUAUAUAGUGACUCGUUGCAUUCUCCCUCAAUCCAAAUCCUCGGAUCACGCAUUUUAGCUAAAACGCUAACGUUAGCUUGCCUUGCGUUGACUGUAGAGUUGUGGGUGAUGGUCACGCAGAUGUGUCAUGAGAUUUGAAGCAUUGCUGCCUUUCACAGACACUUUUUCUGCACGUGCUGCAAACAGGAUAGCCGUCUUCUAUCAACUGUCCCUCGGCAUUCUUCAAAUAUCCAAAAGAUGCCCGUACUUCCAACUUUGUCUUCUUUGAGGGAUAAUAAAUGUCCUCCUGAGCACUGCCGUCUCCUCCUUUGGCCAUUAUUUCAGCUUUAGCUUCAAGAAAGUUUUGGUUGUUAACAACAAAGCACGCAUGUGCCGCCAGCAACUUCAGCAGAUGAUACGGUGGCUGGUAAGGGUCACCGCGCCUACACCGCAGCCACGGUAAUCCACCGAGAUAAUAUUUUUUUUAAAAACAAGACGGUUAUUAUUAUUGUCAACUUUUUUUUUACCGGGGUUUACCGCUACACCGGUUACCGUGACAACCCUACCUGAUCGGUCUGCUUUGAUCUAUUUUGAAAACUCCGAUCAAAACCGAUAGGGGCGCUAUCGGCCGAUUGGGAUCAAAUGCCGAUCCAUCGGUGCAUCCCUAUCUGUCACUGAGUUUUACACGCGUGCAGAACAUGAAAAUGGUUUUCAGUCCUCAUCACCAGCAUUAGCCGCUGAAAGUAAAUAGACGGGAUAAUGCUUGGGUAAGAAAUAGCCACAGAUCUUUGCAAUGUUAAAAAUUAGCAUUCACGGACUCACCCACCCUGGCUGGCGACCGCGGAAAGCCAUUGAAUCGGCAGCCAGGAGAGAGCAGAGCACAUCUUGGUUAGUAGAAGCUAAACGUUAGCAUUAGCAACUCCACAACAUGGUAGAACACAUUCAGGCUGAGUAAAUAAUGUUUUUUAGUAUGGUUUAAUUUUACAGAUUUUUUUUUUAGUUUAGAACUUUUGCAAACAACACCUUCUACAUAAGAAACAUGUCGCAGGAUUUCCUCGAUCUCUGUUUUUACUUCUACAUUUGGCCCUUUCUGGGCUCCAUACUUCUAUUUCACGUGGGCCAGAAAACACGCUGGUUGGAGUUGUGAUUUUCACAGUUUGGUUUAUUUUCUCUGUCACGUAGAGAGUUCAUCCAUGCCGGCACAAAGUUGUACAUACCAAGCCAAAACAUUUGGAGAUUCAGGUAACUCAAAUCGUUGGAAAAUCUAUUGUAAGGCGCUGAUUAUACUGAUUAACAUUUUUUUCUUUUUACAUGAGUGGCCUUUUUCUCUACUUUUGUACUUAAAUGUGAAUGCUGUUGUAGCUGUCACAAUCCAAACGCUUGUUUCUGUAGUUCAGCAUUUACAGAUCAAAUCAUGUUUGACACCAGUGAUUCAGCUUUGAGACUCUAAAGAUUAAUAUUCUGGAAUUCUGCAGUUUUGCAUUUGUUCAGAACACAAAAUAAACAUAAAUGACUUUA